UGCAGCAUUCGUGUGCGUCUUGUCUGACAUCUAUUUGAACCUGGAACCCCGGUAACCGCUGCCGCAUUUGACCUACAUACAACAUGUCUCUUUUCCGUUCUACCAUCAGCGUUUUGCGAAACAACUCUUUCCUUGGAAGCACGCUAAGCUCUGUAAUAAAAAGACGAAUACACACUGGUAUUCAAGGAAAGGUUGCCUUGGUAACUGGAUCAAGCGAUAAAGAUGGAAUAGGAAUGUCAAUUGCCAGGAGUCUUGCAAAGAGAGGUUGUAGUGUUGUAUUGCAUGGAACAAGAGAUGUUGACAAAGUGGAAGCUAUGCGAGAGGAAUUGCAGAGUGAAUGUGAAGUCCCUGUUCAUUAUUUAUGUGCAGAUUUUGAUAAAAUGAAUGAAGUGGAAGGUCUUCAUCAUAAAAUCAAAGACCUUUAUUCUGAUGGUAUUGAUAUCUUAGUGAAUAAUGUGGGAGUUCUUCAUUAUGCACCUGUGGAAGAGUUUGGAAUUGACAUCUGGGAGAAAAAUAUACGUAUUAAUUUGACAUCAGCAUUCUACUUGACAAGUUUGUCAUUAUCCCAAAUGAAAAAAACAGGUUGGGGUAGAAUUAUAAAUAUCAGUUCUAUUUUCGGCAUUAAUGGAUUACCGAAUGUUGCUUCUUUGGUUGCAACCAAACAUGGUAUGCAUGGUUUAACAAAGACUGUUGCCUUGGAAACAUCAGGAUCAGGUAUAACCUGUAACGCCAUCUGCCCAUCAAUAGCGCUAACAGCCUCUGGUAAAAGUUUCAUGAAGACUGGAGCAGGUAAAUCUGGAAUGACAGUUGAAGAAUUUGAGAAAAUGGUAAUUACUCAUACACAUCCUUCUGGAAAACCUCUGGACGUGUCUAAGAUUGGUGAAUUGGCAGCUUUCCUCUGUUCCCCGGCUGCUGAUGAAGUUACAGGAACUAUUAUUCCUAUUGACUGGGGAACAACGGCGAAAUAGUGAUUCACAACAAAUACCAUAAUCCUUCAUUGGUUUAUGCACAAAUAAUUAUUUUUUGAGAAGAAUGAGUUGUUAGAAGAAAAAUUUAAAGCGAGAGGGUCGUCACCUGCACACACGCGGGAAUUGAGUCCCAAGCGACGAUAAGAACACACGCUAAAAACGUAAAGGCUUAUGAGUAGACGCUUGUUUGUAAACAAUGACACGCUAUGGCCAUCUGACGCAUACGUAGAUAACAACUCCUCCGCUUUAAAUUGCCGUAUAGUUUUGAGUGGUUAAAUUAUAGUUAGUUUUAGUCAUUGGUAACAUAAUUGCCAAUGUCAAUCAUGGUAAUUUCAAAUAGAAAUCAUGUGAAUACUUGAAAA
This is a messenger RNA of Saccoglossus kowalevskii, 1330 nucleotides long. RefSeq lists its product as uncharacterized. The record is from RefSeq and is a predicted model, not a curated record. Lineage: Eukaryota; Metazoa; Hemichordata; Enteropneusta; Harrimaniidae.